Molecule: messenger RNA, 1267 nt
Organism: Pygocentrus nattereri (red-bellied piranha)
Lineage: Eukaryota; Metazoa; Chordata; Actinopteri; Characiformes; Serrasalmidae
Product: protein S100-A13-like
Exons: 3
Coding region: 124-387 (87 amino acids)
Cellular component (GO): perinuclear region of cytoplasm
Molecular function (GO): calcium ion binding; transition metal ion binding
Source: RefSeq, a predicted model, not a curated record
AUGCGGGAACGUAUAAAAGGAAGAUGGCAGAAGAGUGAGAUUCAUCCAGCCAAGCCAAGCUGACCACCGCCCUUUCCCUGCAGAGACUCUUUAUCUGGACCCUCACUUUAACUCUUCUCUCCGAUGGAGGCUGCUAUCAACACCCUGGUGUCUCAGUUUAAGGCCUUUGCUGGGAAGGAAGGCUCUUCAAGCACACUGAGCAAAGAUGAGUUCCAGAAGCUCCUGAUCUCCCAGCUGCCAAACUACAUGAAGAACGCUAAUGACUCAACAGUCAUCGCGCAACUCAUGGGCUCCUUGGAUAAAGACAGUGACGGAGAGUUGAGCUUCCUGGAGUUCUGGCAGUUUAUUGGCCAACUGGCAAAUCAGCACAAUGGCUUCGACAAAUAGAGGGUUUACACUCACUGCCGGGCUUCUGUGCUUUGGAUUCUCUUAUUUAUUAAACUGUUCUGUUGUGAUUUUUAACAGGACAUAAUCAUUUCAAAUGACCAUGAUUCUUUACUCUGCUGAGAUAACCAAGAUCUUUCUGUUGUUCACUUGUAGUAGGGGAGGAUGGGGUUAGUAGGCACGGUUUCCACUCUCUGCCAUACAUCCCAGGCAUUCCAUGCAUUAGGAUAACCCAACUAGCAGUACGUGAAAGCUGGACUUCUUAGCUACACUUCAGAAAAAGGAUCUCUUAUAAUAUAAAUCUAAGCAAUAUAAUUCAUGUUUCUAAUUUUAUUACAUUUCUAAUAUAUUAAAUUAAUAAAAAUGUGUUUGAAACAAGCAAAAAUGAUGUCUGUAUAUUUAAAUGUCACUCGAUAAAAUGACAUAAUAAGUCUUAUAAUAUUCUGACAACAAUCCUAAAAUGAGAACUAUGGGUAAAAUCAAGUAGAUUUACAAUUAUGUCACUUUCAGUCUCACAAAGUAUUUCCCAGAAUUGGUGCUGUGGACUUGUGCCAACCUGCCCCGACAUGAGGAAGCCUGAAUUUAAUUUAAACUAAGCCAUGGCAACCAAUUAACCUUGAUCUCAUUAGUAAAUAAUGACUCAAUUAAAUGUUAUGAAUCUUUCAUUUAUGUCAUUGACUUGUACUGAACAGUGAUGGACAGAGUCCACAACUCCUAUACUUGAGAGCAAUUACAGAUUUCAUAUUUUAAACAAUAUACAUGUGUAGUUUUCAAAGUUAUUUUAUUUUAAUUUGGAGGCUCAUUUAGAGCCAAUAAGGCUUAGAAAUAAGAACAACUUGUAUAAAUUUAACAUAAAUUGAAAAUAAACACAGAACUCUACUGA